CCUUCACCUACAGUGGCUUCCUAAACAUUAAUAUACCGACAAUCAACAAUCAUGGGCAGGAAUGUCCAGAUGUAAAUUCUUAAUUUAUCAUCAUAAAAUUUGAUUUCCUCACAGAAUGAAAACGCCGGCGGAAAUCCUUCAUUGCUUUCAUCGACCAUACAUACAGAGGUAGAAGAUUAGGAUCAUGGAGACCCUGAAGCAAAAAGUGAAGAAGCGCAGACGUGCAACUACCAACCCGAUCGAACGAGCGAAUCGAAAAGACGAUGAUACUUUCAUAAAAGAACAUCUUUGCCCAAGCUCACCUACAUGGCCGGAAUGGAUCAACCCAAAGACUCAAGCCAAGUAUUCCGUGAGCCUCAUCAGUUCAGGUAGCUUGAGUACCGAAGACCUCGAUUCAUGUUAUAAUCUAGUCGAAGAGACCAGCCGUGCCGAUUAUGAGGCCUCAUCAUCCGGUUGGAGACCAAUUAAGAAGCUCGCUGAGAUGCAGUCCCCUGAAUUGAGGUAUAUCCUCGUGAAAGAUGCUACCGGAAUUAUGCGUGGCUUUACUUCUCUUAUGCCUACGUAUGAAGAAGGGGAGCCUGUUGUUUAUUGCUAUGAGAUUCAUCUUAAGCCUGAAUUACAAGGGACUGGCCUAGGCAAGACGCUCAUGGGAUUCCUAGAGAGCGUUGCUGCAAACACGCCUCCUAUCGAAAAGGUGAUGCUUACUUGCUUUUUGAGAAAUCAACGAGCUCUCGCUUUCUAUAAGAAGGCGGGUUUCGAAAAAGAUGAAAUAUCGCCCGAGCCGAGGAGGCUGCGCUUUGGGAAGGAAUUUAUCCCGGAUUAUAUUAUUAUGAGCAAAGUCGUCGCCCGUCGCUGAACAAAUUCAGUUCUUGCUUUUAAUGGCUUGCCUCACAUCCGAAGUCCGGUUCCACGACGCGGGGUCAGUCAGUGCCGACGAGUUAGAGCACUAUAUUAUAUUUGAGAGGCGUUACGGGGGCUUGAACGCCUAUUUAUACGGUACCUAUAGAAAUAAUGAUCUAGCAGUUGACCUAUCGUUCUGCAUCGACGGUGGAGAAUUAUGUCGGCCAUAUUAUCGUUCACCCAAAGGAAAAU
Messenger RNA from Hypoxylon trugodes, 1092 nucleotides. RefSeq names its product acyl-CoA N-acyltransferase. Gene Ontology annotation, cellular component: nucleus. The coding region runs from base 185 to 856 and encodes 223 amino acids. Gene Ontology annotation, molecular function: histone H4 acetyltransferase activity; protein N-terminal-serine acetyltransferase activity; histone H2A acetyltransferase activity. The transcript has 3 exons. Lineage: Eukaryota; Fungi; Ascomycota; Sordariomycetes; Xylariales; Hypoxylaceae. The record is from RefSeq and is a predicted model, not a curated record.